Messenger RNA from Dermacentor andersoni, 2229 nucleotides. RefSeq lists its product as uncharacterized. Gene Ontology annotation, molecular function: ligand-gated sodium channel activity. Gene Ontology annotation, biological process: sodium ion transmembrane transport. Gene Ontology annotation, cellular component: plasma membrane. NCBI's taxonomy places the organism in Eukaryota, Metazoa, Arthropoda, Arachnida, Ixodida, Ixodidae. The record is from RefSeq and is a predicted model, not a curated record.
CUUUGGCGACUGCGCACUUGUGCGGAGAACGGCGGCGUGUUAUUGUAUACUACUUCAGGCGCCGCGCGCCCAGUCCUACCACCGCGGAUCGGUCCGCGGCAAAUUGAGUCCUGGCGCGACGACCACGGGCCCCCCUGCCUAUCGAGCGGCCAUCACCGCGCAGCGACUCUCAUCGCCUCGGGGUUCCGGUCAGCAAAGAGUCCGAGAGAUGACCACUCGGCCACGGCGGGUGGAUGCCUUGUUGGCCCAGGCCCUCCAUUCUUCGGGUGCCCGAGCUCGUGGGGAUGAUGGCAAGAAUGAGAGCACGGGCAUGCAGGUGCUGCUGCGACUGCGGCUCAUGUUUGCCAAGUCGGCCAUCCCCGGCCUGCGCGUCAUCCUCGGCUUGUCUCACCCGAUGCGACGGCUCGCCUGGACGGCAGCCCUGGCGGCGCUAGUGUGCAUAGGCCUCAACGACCUGUACGUCGUGUUCAGAGAGUAUUUCGAGUAUGCCGACACGGUCGACGUCAAGUGGGCAAGAUCGCCGGAAGGAAUGGCGCUACCAGCCGUUACAUUCUGCAACUUGAAUCAGGUGCGGAAGAACGUCUUCUGUGGAGAUAUAGAGCUCAACCGAAGCACCGCUACCGAAUGGCAGCAGAGGAUCUGCGGGGGCAAUUCGAUACUGCCCAUUUGGUCUAUUUACUUUCGGCUGGAGCCGCCGUACAGGAACCCAUGCCAGCGGGAUUUCCCAGAGAAAUACCGCGAUCACAUUUCUCCGGAUAGAGUGUAUACAAGGAAGGCCUGCAGGCACAUUUGUGCCCAACUGCGCGUCAUCGCCGCCUGUGGAUGCCAGUCGCACGAUUACGACACAGUCGACAGGUCUCUGGCCGAAAUAUGCAAUGAAGACGACGAGGAACUCAAUAACUGCAUUGCAGAAGUGGCUGAGAAGAUCGACGGAGGGCAAGUUGAAUGUCCGUGCUUAGAAAGCUGCACGAUGGUGGAGUACUCGUGGCAAGCAUCUUCUCUGAAGUGGACAAAAAACAUUCUGGAGGAACAAGCCGGGUAUGAACGCAACGGCAGAAGUCGCAAAGAACUGACGGAAGUCGUCGUCUACUUGGCAAGUGCGCAAGGAUACCGCAGAAAAAAUGACCCCAAAGUGACGGUCCCCCGUCUCGUCAGCAGCAUGGGAAGCAUCAUGGGGAUGUACGUGGGCAUGUCCUUCCUGUUGAUUUUCAAUGUGUUCGACAUCAUCGCUCGAGCCUUAAUUGCCUCCUACAGGAAAUUCCAGAGAGCGCAAGAAUGCCGUGUAACCCUUCAAGGUAUACCUUGGAACCCAAAUCACCACCUGCCAGGCUACAAGUUCUUCUCGAAUUGGCGUGGCAUUGCACCUUAUCUGAAUAAAGCUGCUGGCCAUCAUUAAAGAUGAGAAUUGUUGAAAAAAAAAAAAACUACAUAUUGUGGCAAAUGUAUUUUCGUAGCUGCUUUUUUCCCCCAAGCACCUGAACAAUUGGGCAAAAUUUAUAGCCCCCCAAAUUAACACAAAAUGUAAAUAAAAUUAUGUGCAGAAAGAGGACCAAGAGAUGAAACUGAAACUGCGCUAUUGAACUGACCCUCGCUCGAAUGAAAGAGGACAACUGCGCCACAUAGCUUGUGCGUGAAAGCUCCAAAGUGCACGCUGCCAUUUUAUUGUGCCAUAUUCUUGUGUGCGUGUUGACCGCGGCAGAUCUGCUUACCUAACCUUAUUUCUAGUUAUGCGAAUAAAAUAUAUUGAGGAUGUUAAUAUUUUUUACCUUUAUUAGCUUACAGAAUAUCCCCACUACAAAUAAUUGUAGUGGACAGUAUGAAACAUAGUUAAAAAAUAUUGAAUUAAGACAUUAAGUUGAAUAUAGUUAAAGAAAUUUAAAAAAUACUUUUUCAGGCCAUUCGAAAUUUUUGAAAAUUUUGCAUCUAUAGCCGUUAGUGGACACCUAACUGCUGCACAAGAACAAGGCAGACUGUGCACAGUGGUGAAUACAGUGAGUUGUUGCAAGCCUCACAAAAACAGAACAAGUGCAACAAGAUUCACGUUGCUAGAGAGACAAUAGAAUGGUGCAUAUGCCAUUUUAAUUUUGCGCAGUGUUCAGCUAAAACAAAAAACCUAACCACAUAUAGCCCUGUCUCUCGGCUUCGUAGCACAGACAUGUCGCUUGCUUGGAGACCAGUCUUCCUACUUCAUAUUGGAAGCAGUAAAAAAACGCUAUAGAAAGCUUGCUC